Molecule: messenger RNA, 1520 nt
Organism: Mytilus trossulus (common blue mussel)
Lineage: Eukaryota; Metazoa; Mollusca; Bivalvia; Mytilida; Mytilidae
Product: tubulin alpha-1 chain-like
Exons: 5
Coding region: 92-1450 (452 amino acids)
Biological process (GO): mitotic cell cycle; microtubule cytoskeleton organization
Cellular component (GO): cytoplasm; microtubule
Molecular function (GO): structural constituent of cytoskeleton; GTP binding
Source: RefSeq, a predicted model, not a curated record
CUCAGUUGGGAACAUUAUAAAAUGAGUUGAUUGUUUAAAAUCACCACUUAGCAAUUACUGUUUGCUUUAAUCAACUCGUAAUUCUAUAAAUAUGCGUGAGGUAAUAUCUCUUCAUAUAGGGCAAUGUGGGGUACAAAUGGGCAAUGCCUGCUGGGAGUUGUACUGUCUUGAACAUGGUAUCCAGCCUGAUGGUCAGAUGCCAAGUGACAAGACCAUUGGUGGUGGUGAUGACUCCUUCAACACUUUCUUUAGUGAAACAGGAGCAGGCAAACAUGUACCAAGAGCUAUAUUCAUAGAUCUAGAACCUACUGUUGUCGAUGAAGUACGAACAGGUACCUAUCGUCAGCUGUUUCACCCAGAGCAGCUAGUCACUGGAAAAGAAGACGCUGCCAAUAAUUACGCUAGAGGCCAUUACACCAUUGGGAAAGAAAUUGUAGAUUUAGCUCUUGAUAGAAUUAGGAAAUCCGCUGAUCAAUGUACUGGACUUCAAGGUUUCCUGAUUUUUCACAGUUUUGGAGGCGGAACUGGUUCAGGAUUUACAUCACUGUUGAUGGAGAGAUUGUCUGUGGAUUAUGGAAAGAAAUCAAAGCUGGAAUUUUGUGUUUACCCUGCUCCACAGGUUUCUACAGCCGUGGUUGAACCGUACAAUGCCAUUUUGAAUACCCAUACUACCCUGGAGCAUUCUGAUUGUGCUUUUAUGGUCGACAACGAGGCUCUAUACGACAUUUGCCGACGUAAUUUGGAUAUCGAUAGACCAACCUAUACUAAUUUGAAUCGUCUGAUUGGUCAAAUAGUCAGUUCAAUAACUGCCUCCCUCCGCUUUGACGGCGCCCUCAAUGUUGAUCUUACAGAAUUUCAAACAAACUUAGUCCCCUACCCGCGCAUUCACUUCCCAAUGACAACUUAUGCACCAGUUAUAUCUGCAGAGAAGGCAUACCACGAGCAGCUUACUGUAGCUGAGAUAACAAAUGCCGUUUUUGAGCCAGCAAAUCAGAUGGUUAAAUGUGAUCCACGUCAUGGCAAAUACAUGGCAUGCUGUAUGUUAUACAGGGGAGAUGUUGUACCUAAAGAUGUCAAUGCUGCAAUAGCUACCAUCAAAACUAAGAGAACUAUUCAGUUCGUUGAUUGGUGUCCAACUGGAUUCAAGGUCGGAAUCAACUACCAGCCACCCACUGUUGUUCCAGGAGGAGAUUUAGCUAAAGUACAAAGAGCUGUCUGCAUGCUUAGCAACACAACCUGUAUUGCUGAAGCAUGGGCCCGUCUUGACCACAAGUUUGAUUUGAUGUAUGCUAAACGUGCCUUUGUUCACUGGUAUGUAGGAGAGGGUAUGGAGGAAGGAGAAUUUUCAGAAGCUCGUGAAGAUUUGGCAGCUCUGGAGAAAGAUUACGAGGAAGUUGGUGUAGAGUCUGCAGAGGGAGGAGAAGAAGAGCAAGAAGGGGAUGAAUAUUAAAAUACUAUUUGUCUAUAAAGAUAUGAUCACUUUUAUAGACGUGAAUGUCGUACUCAAUUUUCGGAUGUUU